GCGUGCGCGACCGUGGCCUUCUUGGCGCAAGCCUGUCCGCUCUUGGCCGCGGCGCCUCCGAGCCGGCACCCCGCGGCUCGGGCGGCAGACGGUGCAUGACCUCUCCUUUCCCUGUCGCAGCGCAUCCGAUGCCACGGCGGCGUUGGCCGCGGUCGCCGCGUUUUCUUGCAGCGGCCGCGCUGGCAGUCGCAGCCGCCGCCGAAGGGCCCGAGUUGGCCUGCGCGUCGGGAGGGCAGGUGCAUUGCCCGGAGCCGCCAGCGAGCACGCCAGAGGACAGCCUCCAUGACGUGGUGCCCCACGCGUCGAUCUUCUUGCAGGCGAAGCUGAACAUGCGCGAGCCUACCCCCAACCAGAGCAUGGGCUCCAGUGCGGUCGCGCAUGCCAUGCGUCGUCCGUUUCAGGACUUCCGCAAAGGAGGUCUAGUGGGAACGAAUGCCGCGGGCAGGGUGGUGCCCAGGCGUUCGUCGAGCGGCGCGGGCUAUGGGUGCUUGCAGCCAGACGCCUGGGCCGUGCUGGGCCCUCUGGCGACGAUGCAGUCAGACUCGGACCCGCUGGAGGCGUUCGGCGGCCUGUGGAGGGUGGUCGACAGGAUCCCCCCGCAGCUGUGGGAGGCCGUGCGGAGGGCGGGGGACCUGCACGCCAGCGGGCGCGCCAGCGAAGUGGCCGAGAUCUCGGAGUCGCUGCAGGGCCAAUUGGAGUGGUUCCCGGUCGAGGCGGGGACCCAGGGGCGGACCUCGUGGGCGCUGGGCCUCGCGGACCGCACCACGCCUGGGGUCACGGUCAGCUCCGCAGCCAGGGACGCCGCCCUGGUCAGUGGAUACCAGGGAUGGGCGGUGGGCAAGUUCACACUCUCCUCCAGGGCGGUGGUCCUCGUCAAGAGCACGGACCCAUUCGCCGUGGACGGGGGGGAGUUCCUCAUGAACAGCGACGCGUACGGCCUGGACAAGGGCGUCCAUGCCCUCACCCUGGACGCCGGCGAGCACGUGAUCGCGGUCAGCUACAAGUUCCUCCCCUUCUGGACCGACAUCCUCCUGGACUCCGCGGGCGCCCGGGAGCUCGUCACCGGGGUCGCGGACCUCAGCCUGGGCAUGGGCGGGCUGGUGGUCCUGGACGACUCCAAGAUGUCCGACCUCGUGGAUGGCCACCUGGCUUCUGGGCACGUGGGCCUCUCGGUGCUGAACGCGGCGGGCGAGACGCUGGUGCCCCACUCCGCGCAGCUGGCGUCUGGUCCCGACGGCAUGAGAUUGCUGCCGAUCUCGGCGGCCUGGCGGGUGCCGAUCCGUGCUGGGCAGACGUUCCUCGUGCGCCUGGAGCUGGAGCAGAGCGGCUCCGUGGCGUCGAGCUGCUGGGCGGAGUCGGAGACCGCCUUCUAUCUGAACCUGACGCUGAGGCUGAAUCUCGCCACCCCAGCUGGCGAGAUGCGCCCGGCCGUGUACGUUAGCCUCCAGCCCCAGUGCGUGCGGUUCUGGGGCACCCUGGGCUCCCCUGCGGGGGCGUACGCCGGCGGCUACAAGGUGGCCUUCCCCGACUUCGAUGGAUCCAUCCAGCAGAUGUGGGUGGCCCCGCCGAAUGUGUCGGCGUUCACGAGUCGCGCCUGCCCGGCCGCUGGCUGCCCACUGUUUCUCUCGACGCACGGCGCUGCAGUGGACAUCGGCAACAACUGGGGGCGGAACUACGCUUGGAACGACGACACCAAAGAGUUCCCAUACCCUGCCUGGCUCGUGCAGCCGAGCAACCGCAACCCCUACGGGACCGACUGGGAGCACCAGGGGUACGACGACGGCCUGGCGGCGAUGGAGUACGUGGCGCGCCAUCUGCCUGGCGCCCCAAUCGGAGUGGACCGCGGCCGCAUCGGCGUGGACCUCGCGCGGCGGCUCGUGACCGGCCACUCCAUGGGCGGGCACGGCUGCAUGGUAUACUCCGUGCACGACCCGGACCGGCUCCUGGGUGCCGCGUGCUGCUCGGGCUGGGCUGCCAUCGGCCGGCAGGAGAGCCACCUGAGCGACCCCGUCGGGCAGGGCAUCCUGCAGUCACCCCUGGCGGAGCACGCGGUGGACUUCUUGGCCCCGAACCUGAAGGGAGUGCCGCUGGGCAUCUUCUACGGGGACUCGGAUUCGACUGUGAGCCCUGUCUACCCGCGGUACCAGGCCCGGCUGGUGGACUCCACGUCGCGGGACAAGUCCGCUGUCAGGCUGGUCGAGCUCGAGGGCACCGAGCACUGGUUCACGCAGAACCAGGCGGACCUGGUAGAGUACCUCUCAGGGCGCGUCGUUCCCGCGUCUGGCACCUCGGAGGCAAUGCCGCUGCCGCCGCUGCCCGAGGUCUUCGAGUUCGUGGUGCCCAACCCCGCUGUCUUCGGCACCAAGGGCGGGCUGCGCGUGCUCCAGCUGGAGGACGCAGCCAAGCCCGGGAAGCUGGUGGUGCGGCGGUGCACGGCCGUCGGCGAGGGCGACUGCGCCGCGGCGGCCGCCCUGGCGGGCGUCGGCCCGGGCCUUGGGGGGACCUCCGCGGGAGACCCGGUGUGGCUCGUGGAGACAGCCAACGUCAGGCGCUUCCGCCUCGAGGCGGGGGCCCUCGCGGGGCGGGCGGCGCCGGCGGCCGCCAGCGUGGACGGCACCCUCUUCACCGGCGCGGAGCUGCUCGGCCAAAGCCCCGGCGGCCACCUCUGCCAGGGCGCAGCCACAGGGCGCGGCCUGCGGGCCGUGUGGCGGGCCUGCGCCGACAGGGCGUGGGAGUCCGUGCAGCGCGGCGGGCCCUCUGCGGGUGCGGGGCCGCUCCAGAUGGCGAUCCGGCAGGCGCCCGUUUGCAUCGUGCAUGGCGCUGGGGAGGGGCAGGCGGAGGCGGCGCUGUCCCUGGCGCAGAAGCUUUACUUCGUCAGCCGCUAUGCCGUCCCGAUCCUCAAUGCGAGGACCGACGAGGAGGCUGGGCCCGAGGCUGCGCGCUGCUCGAAGGCCAACCUUAUCCUGAUCGGCGACCCGGGCACCAACCUGUGGACAUCGACGCACCGGUGCGCUUUCUCCUACGUGAGUUUCUUCAGAUCCCGUGCGACUGGAGCGCCGUCGGCGGCUUUCGGCCUGGACGGCAAGAAGUUUGCUUCGCCUGGCACGGGCCUCGUGGCGCUGGGUCCACUGGGUGGGGGGCGCCUGGGCCUCCUGGUCCACGGCACCGACGCGCAGGGACUGGCCAAGGCGAUCCAGAGGGUGCCGUCCUCCUCCGGCAUGGUGGGGUCCGACUACAUCGUGGACGGGCCGGCCGCUGGCUGGAUGGGUGACGGGGGUGUGCUAGCGGCGGGGUAUCUGGACGCGCUGUGGCGGCCGGGGCCGACGCGGUGGGCGGAGCCCGACGCCGAGGCGCCCGACGUCCUCGGCCUGGCGGAGGUGGGCGGCGCCGCGGAGCUGUGCGGCGACCGCCUGCGGCUGCUGCGGAGGUCCGACGAGGAGCGCUCGGCGCCCGCGGAGGAGCGCCAGGGCCACGGCCACGGCCACGGCCACGGCCACGGCCCCGGCCACGGCCACGGCGACGACGACGACGACGACGUCGACGACGACGACGACAGCCACAACCAGUCUGGCAGCCACAGUCAGAUCCAUGGGCACGGCGCGCGGGCGGCUCCAGCCGCCCUCGUGCUGCUGUCCUUGCAUGCCGCCUGGGCUGUCGCCGCAUAGGCGGUCACUGCCAGCGGCGGCCGCGCGCUUCUCCUCGCCCUUCUCGCCCUUGUUGUCCUCCUCCUCCUCCUCCGCCCAUGGCGCUUGGGCCGCUUGGCGGACGAAGCCAGAGUGCUGCCGCACGGAUCGCCCGCGCGCAGCCACUCCGCGCCGUCUUCAGCUUUUGCUGCGGCCAACUCGUUUGUGUUUCAUGCGUCCGUGGCAGGCGCCCAGAUGGGCACUGCUCGCGCAUCUCUUUGUCCGCAGAAGGCGCUCACAGACUCAGGAGGGGCAA
Prorocentrum cordatum is the source of this 3939-nucleotide messenger RNA. NCBI's taxonomy places the organism in Eukaryota, Dinophyceae, Prorocentrales, Prorocentraceae. The record is from the annotation of a GenBank genome assembly.